UCAAAUUACGUAGGUACCUAGGUACACCGGGUAUUCCCUUUCGACCUUUCGACCUUUCACGGCACGUCGCGUCCUCAUGGAAAUAAAGGAGGACAGGAUGGGGGCGGGAUGAAUAAGGGGCUUUGUAUGCUUUUUUUUUUUUUUUUAUUAUCGUUCAUCCGUUCAUUCACUUAUCCAACUCAACCUCUUGUCACUCAUUAAUGCUUAUCAAUGCUUGCUGGAAGUCUUGCUAAUACCAAUUGUCCACCUAAUUGUCUAAAAUUACGCAUCUAACACUCCUUCAUCACUCCUCGGUUGACCACUUGAAACACAACACCUACGAUCCUUACUUCUUACCUACCUAAUUCGUAUAUAACUUAUAUAACUAACCUAUAUCAUCUUUGCUAUCUAAUCUCUAACUCGAGCAAUUCAACACUUUGGCGACGUUGUCUCCUAACGUACAAGUGCCUGCUUACGAGCUAUCAUCUCCGCUUCGACUCUAGAAAUCGGUCUACUUACCACUGGAGACUAUGCGGUCGGCGAGAUAGUUCCGUAGCAGGUUCCAGCAGUUUAUAGAAUUAUCUACUCACUCACGACCCCUUGGCUGGUAUAACGGGGUUACCACAUUCGCUUUGCACCAUACAGUACUACCUUCUACGAGGUAGCUGACUUAUUCGAAUAUAUUGCUUCACUGCUUAAUUAUCACGACCCGAGGCCGAGCCCUCGACCAUCUAUCACGAUGCCGGCUAAAUCAAAUUUGAUGCUAGCCGCCGCGCUAUUCUCUUCCGUGUUCGUAUCUCCUGUCGCCGCUCAGCUAUACACCGAUUGCAAUCCCUUGAAUCAGACCUGCCCGCCAGACCCGGCUCUCGGGACAAUGCAUAUGUUCAACUUCAAUGCUACGCCACCGGAACAUACGUUCAAUUUGACUGCCGGAACUGUCGAGUACAACGCUGAUACAGGGGGUGCCUUCACAAUGCGCAAGAGAGGCGAAUCGGUAACCCUGACCUCGAAUUUCUAUUUCUUCUUUGGAAAAACAGAAGUGUUCUUAAAAGCAGCAUCCGGUACCGGUGUGAUCAGCUCCAUUGUUUGGUCUUCCGAUGUUCUCGACGAGGUUGAUUGGGAAUUCAAGGGAGGGAAUGCAACCCAUGCGUUUUCUAACUACUUUGGAAAAGGAGUACCAGACUGGAAAAACGGAGGAGAUCAUCCCGUCGAAGGCGGGGUGUUGGACGAUUAUCACAACUAUACUUGCGUGUGGACGAAGGAAAAACUAGAGUGGUGGCUAGACGGCGGGCUCAUCCGUACGCUGUUACCCAAGGAUGCCAAUAACACAUUCUACUACCCCCAAACGCCGAUGAAGCUCAGUAUCGGUAUCUGGGCCGGUGGUGAUCCGGACGCGCCAAAGGGAACUAUUGAAUGGGCUGGUGGAGUUACAGAUUACUCUGAACCGCACACGAUGUACGUGAAGAGUGCUUUUGUCGAAGACUACUCUUCCGGCAAAGAGUAUUCCUACGGCGACCGUAGUGGGUCUUGGGAGAGUAUUAAGAUUGUGAGCGGCAACUCCACGGCGUUUGAGAAUAUCAACAAGGAACCAGAGAAGUCACUUUCUGAUAAAUGGAAUGAGCUUCCUUCCGGCACCAAAUCUGGCGUUUAUGCCGCUGCAGGUGGAGUUGGCGCCAUUCUUUUGGUUGCUUUGAUCUUCUAUUAUUUCAAGCAGAGACGUCGUGGUCAGCAAGAGGCUGCUCUUGCGGCUCAGCGACUUGAACAAGAUCGUGUAGAGCUAGAGAGGUUCAAGAAGGAAGGGAGAGAUCCUGACGCGCUCGCUUUCGAUGGGGCCGAGUAUAAUGCUAAGAGCGGAAUGGCUACUACGGCCUACGGCUUGCCGGAUUCGCCUCCGGGAAGCUCUGCCGGUCCACCAGAGAAAGCCUGGGAUCCGACAGGCUCAAGUAGCGCUGCUGCCAUGCCGCUACUUCGUGACGAUACGAUGAGCAAUUACAGAGAUAGUCCAGGUUCAGGCCCAGCUCCUCAAAUUCCGGCCCCAACUUCUACAUCUCCGGUCAACCGCAGUUUCUCCCCCUCCAACGCACCCGGGCAAAUGGGAUCUUCGGGACCCCAAGGCAACGGAAACGGGGCUUACGGAGGAGCCCGAUGAUAGGGCUGGAUUGUAAUGGCUAGAUGAGGUGGACUUUCAUAUUUGCUAUCGUUUGGUUUACAAGGGUGGGAAGCAGACUAGAUAAAUAAAUCUAGUCGGGAUAAUUGCGAGGCAGUUGCGUCGAGAACUCGGACAAAAGAGUUGGGAAUAUGCUGUGGCAGAAGAGAUGUUCCGUUUUCGGCUGGCUACGAUAGGAUCAUGAGUGCUAUUUAAUCUUUCAAUACCCCGAUAGUUGGAUAUAAUUGUUGGAUAUAUUGACAUCUAUCUAAAAUGUACACGACACGAAACAUCGCACUUUUGUAAUUCUAGUCGAUGUUGAAACGCAAUCGCCUCGAUUCUAAUUUAGCUAAUCUACUACUAAGUUCCUAUGUAGUUACUUCCACGAACGACAUUAGAAUACCCAGGUGCUACAUGGAAGAUGAAUAAAUAAAUAAGUAUCUCAGA
This is a messenger RNA of Daldinia loculata, 2572 nucleotides long. RefSeq names its product glycoside hydrolase family 16 protein. Bases 719 to 2128 code for a protein of 469 amino acids. Gene Ontology annotation, cellular component: fungal-type cell wall. Lineage: Eukaryota; Fungi; Ascomycota; Sordariomycetes; Xylariales; Hypoxylaceae. Gene Ontology annotation, molecular function: glycosyltransferase activity; hydrolase activity, hydrolyzing O-glycosyl compounds. The transcript is spliced from 2 exons. Gene Ontology annotation, biological process: fungal-type cell wall organization; carbohydrate metabolic process. The record is from RefSeq and is a predicted model, not a curated record.